GGACGCCAGCGGUGGUGGGUGGACGCUCCAAUCGGAAUCGCGUCGUUGGGAUGGGCUGUCUUCUUGACGUGGUUGCAGGCGUCUUCAACCGUGGCGGCAUACGUGCACGGAGGUGGGCGGCGGUGGACGUCGUUUUUUGUCUACGAGGGACGUGAUGGACGGCUGCGAUGGCGAUGGACCUGCUGUGCUGUCGACGACGGAGAAGACAGCAGUCGCGGCGGCUGCGGUUGCCGUUGUCCGUCGUUUUCAAAUCGAGAGUGCGGCCGGGCGCAUGAAGGCAGCGCUUUCGAGGCGGCGGCAGAGGCUACUGCUGCAAAGGGUGUUGGACGCCCCAGACUGCAUCACCACAUCCCAAGCCGUGGUUCAGCUGUGUGCUGCUAUCGGGUGCGUUUUGCUUCCUCGGGCGACGCCACGUUGGUGGAUGCGGCGGAGAGCUGGCAGGACUUGGGAGGAUUUACGGGUUUGCAAUGACGCGACAGAGGACUACUUCCGGGAAAAGCUCCACAUGUCGAGGAGAGUGUUCAUGGAGAUCAGCGAAGCAUGUGCGCCUCAUGUGCAGCGGCAGGUGACGUUUUACAGGGAGUCACUACAGCCGGAGCAGAUCAACACAUACGCGCUGACUUCCGGAGUUCGAGCCGUGUGCGAUGUGACAGCCGCCAUUUUGAGGGUGUACGGGGAGAAGAUAUCGUGGGCGACGGGGGUGCGGAAACAAGUCGUCCUACGGGCUUUUCUGGACAAGGGCUUUCCAAAUUGCCAUGGCGCAGUUGACUGCACACACAUCUACGUGGAAAAACCGGCGAACACGCCUAGCGAGAACCACUUCGACCGCAAGCACCGUUUUUCCGUCAUUGCGCAGGUUGUGGUGGACCUGGAUCUGCGCGUCCUUGAUGUGUUCGUGGGAUAUCCGGGUAGCUGCCACGACAUUAGGGUGAUCCAGCUGUCAAGUCUGUUGAGGCGCGCGGUAGAGGGAUUGCUGUUUCGUGGGCCGCCUGUGACGCUGCCGGGAGGGGUGACGACGAACGGAUACAUCUUGGGCGACAACGGGUAUCCUCCUUCUGAGUGGGUUGUGGUGCCGUACGGAGGAAUCAAUCAGCACCCGGAUGAGGAAAGGUUCGGUACGAAACAGAAGGUCGCAAGAGGGGCUGUGGAGAGGGCAUUCGGGAGGUUGAAAGGGAUGUGGAGGCUCUUCCUGCGGACGCACAUGACGAACCUCGAGAGUCUGCCGCAGCAGUUCACGGCGGUAUGCAUUCUCCACAACAUCCUGCUCGAUGCAGGAAUCGAGUUCGACGAGAAUUUGUUGUGGGAGGUCGACGCGAACGGGGUGAGGCGGCGAGUGGACCUAGGGAUUCAUCGCCCCCCGCAGCCAGUGUCCAUGUUGACUUCGACGCACGAGGCUCAUGCGCUCCGCAAUGCACUGGCGCAACGGAUGAAACACGUUUGAUCCACCCAACCGCCUACCUGUUCGUCUCGUUGAAGUCAUGCCGUCGCGGUCGGAUUCUUUUCAGGUGUUUGUUCUUGUAUUCGAUGAC
This is a messenger RNA of Chara braunii, 1529 nucleotides long. The record is from the annotation of a GenBank genome assembly. NCBI's taxonomy places the organism in Eukaryota, Viridiplantae, Streptophyta, Charophyceae, Charales, Characeae.